AAUUUUCAAGUGCAACUGACUAUCUGCUAGGAGAGUGCCAUUCUUGGCACAGUCUUUUAUGCCCUGGAAGAAGAUGGCUCAGCACUACUUAUGGAUCUUUCUCCUUUGCCUGCAAACCUGUCUGGAAGCAGUUGAAAGCAACACAGACAUCAUCACAGUGAAUGGGACUCUGGGGGAACCAGUUAUUUUCCCUUUAUGUAUCCAAGAAUUACAGCAAGUUACUAGCAUUGCUUGGAUGAACUCCAAAACUUCUGUUGCUCUGGUAGUAGUACCAGACUCAGGAGCAGCACCCCAAGUUACUGUGACCCAUGAAAAUUAUUAUGAACGAAUAAAUGUUUCACAUACGAACUACAACCUGGAGAUCAGCAAUCUGAGGAUGGAAGAUGCAGGGAUCUACAAGGCUGACAUAAAUGUAAAGACCUCUAAAAUUAAGAGCACCAUCACCAGGAGCUAUAGCCUUCAAGUCUAUCGUAGGCUUGGGAAGCCAAAAAUUACUCAGAGUUUAAUGACAUCUAUAAACAGUACCUGUAAUGUCACACUGACAUGCUCUGUGGAGAAGGAAGAAAAAAAUGUGAUAUACAGUUGGGGUCCCCUGGGAGAAGAGGGCAGUGUCCUUCAAAUCUUCCAGACUCCUAACAACCAAGAGCUGAUUUACACAUGUACAGCAUGGAACCCUGUCAGCAACAAUUCUGACUCUAUCUCUGCCCAGCAGCUCUGUGCAGAUAUCACAGUGGGCCUCCAUACUCAUCAUGCUGGGUUGCUGAGUGGGUUGGCUGUCCUUUCUCUGUUUAUACUCAUUCUACCUUCAGUGCUUUUGUUCCUUUUGUGCAAGAGGAGACAAGGUCCCUACUUGAAGAUCUUCAAUAAGAAAGCUGAUCCUGUCUCAAAGAACACAAUAUACACAUAUGUCAUGGUUUCAAGAGAUACCCAGUCAGCAGAAUCCAGAAUAUAUGAUGAAAUCCCCCCAUUCAAGGUGCUCCCCAUGAAGGAGAUGCCAGUAAACACAAUCUAUUCCAUAGUGCAGUACUCUGAUAAGGUCACUAGAUAACAUUAUCUCCGUGGAAACUAAACUACAACCAUAGAUAAUGACAGACGUGCUGGAUUCAGACUUUCUCUACCCAGAUUUUACAUGACGAUUGCAAGUCACCACAUCCCAACAUGUAAGCAAAUCAGAAAACCUGCUGCUGGGAAUAGCUUGUGCCUAGAUAGACAGAUGGACAUGUGCCCUUUCUAAAAUGGCUGCCUUCUGAAUAAAUGAUAAGACAAGUAUCCUGGUAUAGUGAUUCCCAAUCUUCUUUCUAUCACAGCAAAUAUAGAAAAUAUUUUUAUGGCAUAAUGGAGUAAACAAUCAAGAAUGUUCAUGUCCAGAGGCUGCCUAUGACUACAGGCUUAUGGUAACUAUAGUUGAUAAACUUUUCCAGCAACUCCAUACAUAGAGUAUUUUGCAUACUUGCAACGUGCCAUGGCACACCACGAAGAAUGCCCUGCUUACACUCUACUCUGGAACAUGGCUUCUACCAGUUCAGACAGCACCUUGGGCAAAUUAGAAAAAGGCCUCCUUCCCUGAGGCAGACACAGCCCCUCAACCAAGUGCAUGGCUUGGUGAAUAGAAUGUUGGCUGUGAUUCAGCCUCCACUAGACCCUUUGCCCAGGAAUCUUUGUUCAUCAUACAACUGGCUGGACCAGUGCAAUCAUGUGUGACAUAUUGCAUGGGAAGCCAUCAGAGUUGUGACUCUCAGCAAUUCAGACAUACUCCCCAAAAUGGUGUGUUGGAAAAUGCUCUUUUUCUAGGGACUAGACUGCUAGAGAAUUUUCCUUCAGGCUCUACUUCAGAAGCCUCAUAAGAUUUUCUUUCUGGCUAAACUUUCCUUUAUGACUCUGUGAUGGUUAAUUUUAUGUGUCAAUUUGAUGGCAUCAUGGAGUGCACAGAUAUUUGGUUAAACAUUAUUAAAGUGUGUCUGUAAGGGUGUUUCUGGAUGAGGUUAACAUUUGAAUUUGUAAAUAGAUUAAAUAGAUUAAACCUCUUCCUCCUGAGUGGGCAUCACUGAAAAAACCACCAAAAGCUUGAACAGAACAAAAAGAUGAAGUAAGGGAGAAUUCAUCUUCUCUCUAUCUAUCUAUCGCUCAUCUCUAUCUCUAUCUCUCUCUCCCUCCCUUCCUCUGAGGGACUGUCUUUGAGCCAGGACAUCAGUCUUCUCCUGCCUUCAGACUUAGACUGGAACUUACACCAUCAACUCCCUUGGUUCUCAAGCCAUUGGACGCUGACUGGAACUGCAUACCAUCACCUCUCCAGCUUGCUGACUACAGAUCUUGGGACUUUUCAAUCUCCAUAACUACAUGAGGCAAUUCCCUACUAUAUCUAUUUCCCAUUAGUUCUGUUUCUCUGCAGAACCAACCUAAUACACAAUCCAAGCAGCCACAGCAACAAAAAGAAGCCAUACUCAAUAUUUCAUUCCUUGAAAAGAAUUGACAAACUAUAUUUCUGGCACUUUAUGGGAACUAAAUGUAACUCACCCAUCAAGAGAGCUUGAAAGAAGCAAAGUCAUUCUCCAGAGGGAACUUGAGAGAUAAUGUUGCAGAUUACAAAACUGGGUUCACCCCAGUUACUGAGGCUCUGCCCAGAGAGUCAUGGAGUUCAAGAUGAGGUGAAGUGUUCCUCCCCCUUCCCUGCCAUGACUGAGGGGAACAUUCAAGAGAGCAGUUAAAAAUUUUCUUCCUUUAUGUGUUAACAGACAUAACCAACUAAAUCGUAAAUGCCUACAAACAAUCCCAAGCUAGGCAGCAGAAAUAAACUACAGUUAGGCAGAAUGAAGGUUUUAGCUCUUGUGAAUGGGCCAGUAAAAUCAUCUAGCCCUGACUACUUUUAGCACUGUUUUGGAGUCUGCAAGGCCCCCAAAGUAUGAGAUGUGCAUAAUGUCUGCCCUGGGCUUGCUGAGAAACCAAUCCAGCACAGACACUGAAGUUAAAUCCUGAACCACAUACCACUAAGGGUGGAACAAGCUAGGACAGACAGAAAAGACCAUAUGGUGCAGGUGGGCUGAAACUGAUCUUUGCAGGAUGGAUGGAACUCAGCAGAGGAUGAAGAAGACAGGCCAUCCACAUGAAGAAAGCAUAAACAACUAAAAAGAAAAAUGGAGCCCUGGAUCUGCAUGGUGAAUUUUUGGGCACCUCCCCAGAUACACCAUGCAUGUUCACAUUCCCUAUAUGUGGCAUAGCCUUGGCCAGAGGGUGUGCCCCACUUGUUAUCUAUGUACACAUCUUUUAAUACCCAGCUCCAAUGCUACCUCUUCUAUAAAGUUUUUCCUGGUUUCAUUAGUCAAAUUAACUAUGGCUCUUUUUGCACUCCUUCACUUUUCCUUUGGUCCUUCAGUCACUAUAUCUCAUUCCAUUUUGCUCUACAGUAUAUAUGAUUACUUGUUUCCCUCUACAAUUUGCAUUACUUAAGGACAAGAUUCAUGACUUCAUGAUCAUCAAGAGGUGAAAAAUAAAAUGUGAUAAUUUUAUUUACCUCUACAUUCACUGCCAAGCAACAUAGUGCUUUCUAUGCUGCUUGUGAGCAAUAAAUACUGUUGAAGAGAAGGUACAUAUUAGAAGUAUUGAUAGAGAAAAGCCAAUAAGUACAGUAGAAUCAAAUUAUGGAAAACAUUAAAUUUCAGGAUGCAGAUGGCAAAGACUAUUGCCAAUGUAAGGGCAUUUUGGAGGGAGAAGAAUUCCUGAGUUAGCCAAAAAAAAAAAGGUCAACUGAAGCAAUGAACCAGGUGUGAUGAGGUGAAAGGUAGUCACACUAGGUAGUGACAUGGAUGAAAUCAAGAGAUUUGGUGAUGACUAGGGAAAAGUCCUCUUUGAACUGAACAGGCUGUGUCUCCCAAAAUAAAAGAACUUCUCAUCUUUAUAGAA
Molecule: messenger RNA, 3897 nt
Organism: Artibeus jamaicensis (Jamaican fruit-eating bat)
Lineage: Eukaryota; Metazoa; Chordata; Mammalia; Chiroptera; Phyllostomidae
Gene: CD84
Product: CD84 molecule
Exons: 8
Coding region: 59-1048 (329 amino acids)
Biological process (GO): negative regulation of interleukin-6 production; positive regulation of tumor necrosis factor production; T cell activation
Cellular component (GO): external side of plasma membrane
Source: RefSeq, a predicted model, not a curated record